Myiozetetes cayanensis is the source of this 293-nucleotide messenger RNA. It is a transcript of the gene GNRH1, whose product is annotated as gonadotropin releasing hormone 1. Gene Ontology annotation, molecular function: gonadotropin hormone-releasing hormone activity. The transcript has 4 exons. Bases 27 to 293 code for a protein of 88 amino acids. The record is from RefSeq and is a predicted model, not a curated record. Gene Ontology annotation, biological process: multicellular organism development. Gene Ontology annotation, cellular component: extracellular region. Lineage: Eukaryota; Metazoa; Chordata; Aves; Passeriformes; Tyrannidae.
CAGAGCAAGGCAGAAGGGCUGCCAGGAUGGAGAAGUCCAAGCAAACCUUUGCCAGUGUCCUGCUGGUGGUGCUGUGGGUGGGAAUGUGCCUGGCUCAGCACUGGUCCUUCGGGCUGCAGCCAGGAGGGAAGAGGAGCACUGAGAGCUCAUUCCAACAGAUUGCAAAGGAACUGGAGAGACUGGGGGAGGUGCAGCAGUCCGAGUGCCCUGGAUCAGCCCAGCAUUCCAGGCUCAGGGAUCUGGAGGAAGCAGUGGAAAACCUGAUGGAAGGGGAAGGAAGAAGAAAGGUUUAA